AUGGCUACCGCCACAGAAAAGACUGAGCGUGAAGGCAGCACAAUGCACGCUGAGGAAACAAAGACGCACGAGGUUUACGAUGAGGUCCUCAGCCCAGAAGAAGACAAGAGACUGCUUCGCAAAAUUGAUAUGUGCUUGUUACCAGUAAUGGGGUUAUCGUACAUGUUCCAGUUUCUAGACAAGACUGCGCUUAACAGCACAGCCAUUUUAGGCCUUCGGGAGGACCUACAUCUCACCGGCGAGGAAUACUCCUGGUCUAGCGGCAUAUACUACUUCGGAUAUCUUGCUGCCUCGUACCCGGCCGCCGUCUUAAUGGUGCGCUGGCAUGUGGGCAAACUUAUAUCUGCUUCAGUGCUAGUCUGGGGUAUAGUUCUAAUACUAACUGCAGUGUGUUUUAAUCCUGCAGGCCUGCUCGCAGAAAGAUUUUUUCUUGGCUUCACAGAAGCUGCUAUUGGCCCUGGCUUGACUGUCGUCGUAGCUAUGUGGUAUAAGCGGGCAGAACAGCCGCUACGCCAUGCAGCUUGGUAUCUCGGCAACACCUUCGCCGGAAUCUUUGGUGGCCUGCUAGCUAAUGCUAUAGGCCAUAUAGACAGUAUUGCCCCCUGGAAGGCCGUGUUCUUGAUAUUCGGUGGCCUUACUAUUGCCUGGUCUUUUGUUCUUUUGUUCACGCUUCCAGACACCCCCGGCAAGGCCUGGUUUCUAAACAGGAUUGAUCGCGAAAAAGCUCUUGUUCGAGUCAAGGAGAACAUGACUGGCAUUAAGAAUAACGAGUUCAAAUGGUCCCAGUGUCUCGAGGCGCUCUUAGAUAUUAAGAGCUGUAUCCCUAAUGGUGCUGUGACGACAUUUAGUGCUAUUAUUAUUAGGGCCUUCGGCUUUAGUACUAUGAACACACUGCUCCUUACAAGCAUUAAUUAUGUCCUUCAAUUAUUCCUCGUUUUAACUGCUACAAUUGGAUCUUCUUACUUUAAUAAUUCCCGAACGUACUGGAUGGCUGGUAACCUUGCUAUUGCUGUUACAGGCGCCAUUAUGGUGCGUCAACUUCCAGUGGACAUGAAAUGGGGUCGCCUUGCAGGAAUUUGCAUGGCGGGAGGCUAUGCCGCCAAUUUCCCAUUGAUCAUGUCUCUCAUGUCGGGAAACUUCGGCGGAUUUACAAAGAAGACGACUGUUAAUGCAAUGUAUAUUUGCAUUACACAACCAGCUCUUGAAUAG
Molecule: messenger RNA, 1209 nt
Organism: Metarhizium robertsii ARSEF 23
Lineage: Eukaryota; Fungi; Ascomycota; Sordariomycetes; Hypocreales; Clavicipitaceae
Product: Major facilitator superfamily transporter
Exons: 7
Coding region: 1-1209 (402 amino acids)
Biological process (GO): transmembrane transport; allantoate transport; dipeptide transport
Cellular component (GO): plasma membrane
Molecular function (GO): dipeptide transmembrane transporter activity; allantoate transmembrane transporter activity
Source: RefSeq, a predicted model, not a curated record